GGGGAAUCUGUCACUCUAGAGCCUGACACUGAAAUAGAGAGAGAUGAUGAGAUACAGUGGACUUUUGGAGAGAAAGAUGAGCUGAUUGCAAAAAUGGGAAAAAUGACAGGAGAGACCAGAGAGAUAACAUAUCCUGGUGAAGAAUUCAGAGACGUACUGGAGCUGGACAAGGAGACUGGAUCUCUAUUCAUCAAGAACACCACUAUUAAACACACUGGAGACUUUAAAGUGAAGAUCAGCAACUGGAGAAGAAGCACUAAAACAAAGAUGUUCUGUAUUAAAUUCAAAGCGGAGACUAAGUGUGUGCAGGAAGGAGACUCUGUCACUCUAGAGCCUGACACUGAAAUAGAGAGUGAUGAUGAGAUCCAGUGGAUGUUUGGAGAUAAAGAUGAUAUAAUCGCAAAAAUGGGAAAAAUGACUGGAGUGACCAGAGAUAUAACAUAUACUGAUGAGGGAUUCAGAGACAGACUGGAUCUGGACCAGGAGACUGGAUCUCUGACCAUUAAAAACAUCACUAUUAAACACACUGGAGAUUUUAAAAUGAAGAUCAUCAGCAGCAGCAGAAGAACCACUGAAGUAAAGAUGUUCUGUAUUAAAGUCAACGACGAGAGAGUGACAGUCAUGAAGGGAGAUACAGCUAUUUUAAAGAGUGCUGCAGAAAUAAAAAGUGAUGAUAAAGUGCAAUACUCCUUUGAAUAUAAUAAGUCUCCUAUAGCUGAAAUCAAAGAUGGACAAGAGAUCUCUACAUCUGAUGGUCCUGAUAAGAUGUUCAGAAACAGACUGGAGCUGGACAAGAAGACUGGAUCUCUGACCAUCAAGAACAUCAAACGUGAACAUGCUGGGUUUUAUUAUCUAAAGGUCACGAGUAGCAGCUCAGUCUGUGAAAAAAGAUAUGAUGUUUUUGUUGUGGACGAGCCCAUAAAUGUCAUGGAGGGAACGUCAUUUGUUUUAGAGAGUGCUGCAGAAAUACAGAGAGACAAAGAUAUAGAAUGGAGGUUUAGCACCGAUAAGUCUCCCAUAGCUGAAAUCAAAGAUGGGCAGAUCUCUACAUCUGCUCAUGAUGAGAUGUUCAAAGACACACUGGAUCUGGACAAAAAGACUGGAUCUCUGACGAUCAGGAACAUCAGACGCGAACAUGCUGGAUUUUAUCAGUUUAUUAUCAGGAAUAGGUGCUCGACUUUUUUUCCUUUUUUCAAUGCGGAGACUGUGACAUUCAUGGAGGGAAAGACAGCUGUUUUAAAGACUUCUGCAGAAAUACAGACUGAUGAUCAGAUAGAAUGGAGGUUUAACACAGACGAGUCUCCCAUAGCUGGAAAAAAAACUGGGCAGAUCUUUCUAUAUGCUGGUGCUGAAGAGAUUUUCAAAGACAGACUGGAGCUGGAUGAGCAAACUGGAUUUCUGACCAUCAAGAACAUCAGUCAUGAACAUGCUGGGAUUUAUCAACUAAAGAUCAUGAAUAGCAGCUCAGCAGCCUAUGUCAAAACAUUCACUGUUAUUGUCGAUGAUGAAAACGAAUCUAGACGGAUCUUUCCUGAGUGGUUAUUGGGACGCAGAUGUAUUGGAAGGGUGCUGGAAGAGGAAACUGGAUUAUCGACUGCUGGUAAUAUCAGACGUGAACAUGAUGAGAUUUAUCAACUAAGGACCAUGAACAGCAGCUCAGCAGCCCUUGUCAAAACAUUCUAUAUUUGUGUCAAGGAGGAGAGAGUGACAUUCGUGGAGGGAGAUACAGCAGUUUUAAAGAGUGCUGCAGAAAUACAGAAUCAUGAUCAGAUAGAAUGGAGGUUUAACUAUGACAAUCCCAUAGCUGAAAUCAAAACUGGACAGAUCUUUCCAUAUGCUGGUCCUGAUGGGAUUUUCAAAGACAGACUGGAGCUGGACGAGCAAACUGGAUUUCUGACCAUCAGGAAAAUCAGACGUGAACAUGCUGGGGUUUAUCAACUAAAGAUCAUGAAUAGCAGCUCAGCAAUCCAUGUCAAAACAUUAACUGUUAUUGUCAAUGAGGAGAAAGUGAGAGUCAAGGAGGGAAGGAGAGCUGUUUUGGAGAGUGCUGCAGAAAUACAGAAGGAUGAUCAUGUAGAAUGGAGGUUUGAAUAUAAGAAGUCUCCCAUAGCUGAAAUCAAAGAUGGGCAGAUCUCUACAUCUGAUGGUCCAGGUGGGAGAUUCAGAGACGCACUGGAUCUGGACAAGAAGACUGGAUCUCUGACCAUCAGGAACGUCAGAUGUGAACAUGCUGGGUUUUAUCUACUAAAGGUCAAGAAAAGCAACUCAGCAGUCCAUGAAAAAAGAUUCACUGUUUCCUUCGUGGUUUCUAAAAGACAACAAGUGAAGAAUUUAGCAGUUGAAAAAGCACAACUUUUACAUGAAGAAACACCACUGUUACAUGAAGAUGAUGUCAUAUACGAGAACGAGAGGAUGAGUUCACUUUAAUGAGAGAAGACACACCUACCAGUGUCAAUCACUGUGACAACAUCAACAUUUAACUCUCCAGCUACUCACAGAAACCAUCCUUUAAACAAAAAAACUUGUUCAGACGUUAAAC
Messenger RNA from Danio aesculapii, 2539 nucleotides. RefSeq lists its product as uncharacterized. The record is from RefSeq and is a predicted model, not a curated record. NCBI's taxonomy places the organism in Eukaryota, Metazoa, Chordata, Actinopteri, Cypriniformes, Danionidae. The coding region runs from base 94 to 2427 and encodes 777 amino acids. The transcript has 9 exons.